Mustela lutreola (European mink) is the source of this 6526-nucleotide messenger RNA. RefSeq names its product OPA1 mitochondrial dynamin like GTPase (gene OPA1). The transcript has 31 exons. Gene Ontology annotation, biological process: mitochondrial fusion. Bases 192 to 3239 code for a protein of 1015 amino acids. NCBI's taxonomy places the organism in Eukaryota, Metazoa, Chordata, Mammalia, Carnivora, Mustelidae. The record is from RefSeq and is a predicted model, not a curated record. Gene Ontology annotation, cellular component: cytoplasm; mitochondrial membrane; microtubule. Gene Ontology annotation, molecular function: microtubule binding; GTPase activity; GTP binding.
GACCGAGUACGGGUGCCGGGCGGGCUCUCACGGAAGUCCAUGCGCCAUUGGGAGGGCCGCAGCGGCUGCUCUGUGCCCUUGUUGCCGAGGGCUUCUUCCUGGGUCAUUCCUGGAGCAAGGGCCGGACGGGGGCUGACACCCGGGCUCCCGCGUGGCCCUGUAGGCGCCUGUGUGACCUCCUCGCCGGCGGGAUGUGGCGACUACACCGGGCCGCCGUGGCCUGUGAGGUCUGCCAGUCCUUAGUGAAACAUAGCUCUGGAAUCAAAGGAAGCUUACCGCUACAAAAACUGCAUCUGGUUUCACGAAGCAUUUAUCAUUCACAUCAUCCUACCUUAAAGCUUCAAAGACCCCAAUUCAGGACGUCAUUUCAUCAGUUCUCCUCUUUAACUAACCUUCCCUUACGUAAAUUGAAACUUUCUCCAAUUAAAUAUGGCUACCAGCCACGCAGGAAUUUUUGGCCAGCGAGAUUAGCUGCAAGACUCUUAAAACUUCGCUAUCUCAUACUAGGAUCUGCUGUUGGGGGUGGCUAUACAGCCAAAAAGACUUUUGAUCAGUGGAAAGAUAUGAUACCUGACCUUAGUGACUAUAAAUGGAUUGUGCCUGACAUCGUGUGGGAAAUUGAUGAGUAUAUUGAUUUAGAGAAAAUUAGAAAAGCACUUCCUAAUUCAGAGGACCUUGCAAAAUUGGCACCUGACUUUGAUAAGAUUGUUGAAAGCCUCAGCUUAUUGAAGGACUUUUUCACCACAGGUCACAAAUUGGUUAGUGAAGUCAUAGGAGCUUCUGACCUACUUCUCUUGUUAGGUUCACCGGGAGAAACAGCAUUUAGAGCAACAGAUCAUGGAUCUGAAAGUGACAAGCAUUAUAGAAAGGGUCUGCUUGGUGAGCUCAUUCUCUUACAACAGCAAAUUCAAGAGCAUGAAGAGGAAGCACGCAGAGCCGCUGGCCAAUAUAGCACGAGCUAUGUCCAACAGAAGCGCAAGGUGACAGACAAAGAGAAAAUUGACCAGCUUCAAGAAGAACUUCUGCAUACUCAGUUAAAGUACCAGAGGAUCUUGGAACGGUUAGAAAAAGAGAACAAAGAAUUAAGAAAAUUAGUAUUGCAGAAAGAUGACAAAGGCAUCCAUCACAGAAAACUUAAGAAAUCUUUGAUUGACAUGUAUUCUGAAGUUCUUGAUGUUCUAUCUGAUUAUGAUGCCAGUUACAAUACACAAGAUCAUCUGCCAAGGGUUGUUGUGGUUGGAGACCAGAGCGCUGGAAAAACCAGCGUGUUGGAAAUGAUUGCUCAAGCACGUAUAUUCCCUCGAGGAUCUGGGGAGAUGAUGACACGCUCUCCGGUUAAGGUUACACUGAGUGAAGGUCCUCACCAUGUGGCCUUGUUUAAAGAUAGUUCUCGGGAGUUCGAUCUUACCAAAGAGGAGGAUCUCGCAGCAUUAAGACAUGAAAUAGAACUCCGAAUGAGGAAAAAUGUGAAAGAAGGCUGUACUGUUAGUCCUGAGACCAUAUCUUUAAAUGUAAAAGGCCCGGGAUUGCAGAGGAUGGUGCUUGUUGACUUACCAGGUGUGAUCAAUACUGUGACAUCAGGCAUGGCUCCUGACACAAAGGAAACUAUUUUCAGUAUCAGCAAAGCUUAUAUGCAGAAUCCUAAUGCCAUCAUACUGUGUAUUCAAGAUGGAUCUGUGGAUGCUGAGCGCAGCAUUGUUACAGACCUGGUCAGUCAAAUGGAUCCCCAUGGAAGGAGGACAAUAUUUGUUUUGACCAAAGUAGACCUGGCAGAAAAAAACGUGGCUAGUCCAAGCAGGAUUCAGCAGAUUAUUGAAGGAAAACUCUUCCCAAUGAAAGCUCUGGGUUAUUUUGCUGUUGUAACAGGAAAAGGAAACAGCUCUGAAAGCAUUGAAGCUAUAAGAGAAUAUGAAGAAGAAUUUUUUCAAAAUUCAAAACUCCUAAAGACAAGCAUGCUGAAGGCACACCAAGUGACUACAAGAAAUUUAAGCCUAGCUGUUUCAGACUGCUUUUGGAAAAUGGUACGAGAAUCGGUUGAGCAACAGGCGGAUAGUUUCAAAGCAACACGUUUUAACCUUGAAACUGAGUGGAAGAAUAACUAUCCUCGUCUGCGAGAACUUGACCGGAAUGAACUAUUUGAAAAAGCAAAAAAUGAAAUCCUCGAUGAAGUUAUCAGUCUGAGCCAGGUUACACCAAAACAUUGGGAAGAAAUCCUUCAGCAGUCUUUAUGGGAAAGAGUAUCAACUCAUGUGAUUGAAAACAUCUAUCUUCCAGCUGCACAGACCAUGAAUUCAGGGACUUUUAAUACAACAGUGGAUAUCAAGCUUAAACAGUGGACUGAUAAACAGCUUCCUAAUAAAGCAGUAGAGGUUGCUUGGGAGACGCUACAAGAAGAAUUUUCCCGCUUCAUGACAGAACCAAAAGGGAAAGAGCAUGAUGACAUAUUUGAUAAACUUAAAGAGGCUGUUAAGGAAGAAAGUAUUAAACGCCACAAGUGGAAUGAUUUUGCAGAGGACAGCUUGAGGGUUAUUCAACACAAUGCUUUAGAAGAUCGUUCCAUAUCUGAUAAACAGCAGUGGGAUGCAGCUAUUUAUUUUAUGGAAGAAGCUCUUCAAGCUCGUCUCAAAGAUACUGAAAACGCAAUUGAAAACAUGAUAGGUCCAGAUUGGAAAAAGAGGUGGUUGUACUGGAAGAACCGGACGCAAGAACAGUUUGUCCACAAUGAAACCAAGAAUGAAUUGGAGAAGAUGUUGAAGUGUAAUGAGGAGCACCCAGCCUAUCUGGCGAGUGAUGAGAUAACUACGGUCCGAAAGAACCUCGAAUCCCGAGGAGUAGAAGUGGACCCAAGCUUGAUUAAGGAUACUUGGCACCAAGUUUAUAGAAGACACUUCUUAAAAACAGCUCUAAACCAUUGUAACCUUUGUCGAAGAGGCUUUUACUACUACCAAAGGCAUUUUGUAGAUUCUGAGCUGGAAUGCAAUGAUGUCGUCCUCUUUUGGCGAAUACAGCGCAUGCUUGCUAUCACUGCAAAUACUUUGAGGCAGCAACUUACAAAUACUGAAGUCAGGCGAUUAGAGAAAAAUGUGAAAGAGGUAUUAGAAGAUUUUGCUGAAGAUAGCGAGAAGAAGGUAAAACUGCUCACUGGCAAACGAGUUCAGCUGGCUGAAGACCUCAAAAAAGUCAGAGAAAUUCAAGAAAAACUUGAUGCUUUUAUUGAAGCUCUUCAUCAGGAGAAAUAAAUGAAUCCUACCAAUAAUAUAAUCACCUCUGCAUACAUGUGAAGAAAGAAAACGUCAAGGUCUCUUGUCCUGCCUUUUUUCCUUUCCUUCUGCUAUUCCACCUUUUUAAACAUAAAAUAAAGUCAUGGGAUAAAAAUAAUUUAUGCGUGUUCGAGGCACUUUAACCAUCAGUUGCCUUUCGAAUGCAAGAACAAUGGAAAUGGCAUUAAAAUCCUAUUUUAUUUUAUUGAAGUGACAAAGUGAGAUAAUACAAGUGGUGUGGCAGUUAGAUUCAGUCCUUGAAGAUAAGAAGUCUGCUCUCCUGCUUGUCUCAUUUGUGGUGGCACGUGUUCAACUAAUUCAUUAGCUCGUGUUACUCAGUGUCAGUUUUUUUCUGGGGAAAAAAUGCCAGAUGUUGUGAAGAGCUAUCAAUUGUAUAUAAUAUGAUGGUAACCCGCUAAGUUGUUGUCUGUUUUUGUAAUGCUCUAUAUGCAGUAGCUAUCUGAUUAUGAAAAUUCAGUUUACAUUUAUCAUGUGAAAGAGGACUAGCUAACAGAAGAGUGCCUCAAAUAGGUGAAUUCGGAUUUCAGCAACUUGCUCGCUAAGGGGGCUGCCUUAGAAGCGAAGUCGGUAGCAGCUUCCCUGGUUGCUUCCGUUGACAGUUUCAUCCUUUCUGUACCCAUUUUGGAUGUUGUAUAGGUAAGUCGGUGUUCUGUUAACCAUGGGUGUUUUGAACCUGUGGACAGAGCUACUGGGUUGUGACACAGGGUAAGGAAGAUAAAGAAUAAUCAGUUGACUGACUUCGUUGAGACUGUUACCAAGCACUUCUGGUGGGCUUCAGGAAAAGGCUUUCUGUCACAAGACUGUUUUAAAAAGAAAUUAUUUCAACCGAAUAACGUUGACCAUCUCCCUCUUAGCCGACCGUGUAAAAAAAAAAAAAACAUAAAAUUUGAUUCACUGCAGUUUAGUUACUGUACCCUCACAGCAUUUUUGUGUGUUUCAUACAAAUACUUUUUUAUUGGCUCAAGGACCUUAAAGCAAAGAAAUAUGCUAUUUUGGGCUUAAAAUCUCUUUCUCGUUUAUCUCUGCUCUUUGUUGCCAUUUCAUUAAGCCUUUAUUAUUCUAAUAAAAGUGCCCAUUGUGUGACAGUUUUAUUUUAUAGUUUACUUAAUUUUACAGCUAUUUUAGAAUUAUGUUUUGGUAACAGUGUCCUUGCUACCCCACUUUUUUUUUUUUUUUUUUUAAUUUAGCAUCAAUAUACUCUUCAUUGUGAUUUCUCUAAGAUCUGAGGACAUUUAAUAUACAAAGUUGGAAGGAUAUCACAGACUAUUUCAGAAAUUGAGAAUUCAGUUAAUAUUUGUUCUAUACUGUUUGAUAAGAAAGGUAGAUCCAGCUUUAUUCAGCUGGUAGCAAUCUACAUUGUUACUUGGUAGAUGAGAGUCAAGAACAUUUCAUGUGUCUUUAACCUCUAGAGCUGAUGGAUGAACAGAAAAGGAAUAAAUACACACACACACAUACACACACACACACACAUGUUCUGUGCUGAGUUUAGAGAUGACCUCACUGGUUAACUCCCUCUAACUAUGCUGUUUGGUGGUAACUCCUCACUGAAGCAGGCACCGUGCAAUUAUUAAUAUUUUUGUAGUUGUAAAAUACAGCCACUUUACAACUAUAAAUCUGUUUCUAAAGAAAUAGGACCAUGUUUAUUUGUAUAUGCUAUGGAUAGGAAAAAAAUACUCUCAGCUGUAUUUCUAUAGCUUUUUUCCGAGCAGAGGGUUAAUGUUAAGUCAGUACUUUUUCACAUCUCUUUAUGUAAAUACAAGAAACAGUGAUGGGUGUCUUCAUUUUUGAGAUCAGUAUUUAUAAAUUAAACACAAAUAGAUGAUAAAAAUUAAUGUGAUUAAAAAUCCCAUGUAAGAGUCCAGACACUCCCUCUCAUCCCCCACACUAAUAUGACUUCUUUCUUUCAUGGGCUACAUUUUUUUUUUCUUUUUAAGCUGAUCUCAUUCUAAGCAUGCCUCCCCUGCCCCCUACCCCUUGGAAGUUAGGUUGAUGCAGAUGUUAUUUAAAGAAAAAAUAAAAUUCAGAUUCUCAACAGUAAAUCCUGUGUGUUUUGUCUGUAACUCAAAAAAUUACAAAUGAUUCAAAUAUAAACAAAUCACUUCAGAAACUGAAUAUACAGGAGUUAAGUUCUAACUUGACCAGGAAUCAUUUGUUUUAGGGCAGAAUUUGCCAAGAAUAGGGUGAACAAAGCCCUGUAUGGAAGACUGAACAACUAAGUAGAUGAUAUCUAUAAUUGACUCGGUCAAGGUGUCAGUUUUAAAACUCCAUAUUCGUAGGCAGUACACAACAGGAAAUAAGCCCUUCUUGCUGCUUCACAGUUGAAUCCACUGAGCUCUAGCUAUCGGUGGAGCAAUCCGCCUUUCUUAGUGGCUUCAUUAUAUUCUCUCUUCUUUGUAUUACCCCCCUUUUUCAGACUUUACCCCAGUGGACUCCUUCCACAAAUAGUUUGGCCUCCAAAUGGAAAUAAAUAGUGUAAAAAUGAGUAGGGAACAUUGCAGAGAGUGAUACUUCCUCACCGUAUAAUUUGAGAAAUUUACAUAUGAUGGUAAGAUUCAGAGUGUAGGCUUAAACGGUAAAUUCCUUAAGUAGUUAAUAAUUUUAUAUUUAUUUAUUUCAGAUGUAUUUAUCUUAAAAAAGAAAUAAUGGUAUUUUAGUUUUCCACUGAAAGGGAUCAAAACAGUGCUUUUUCUCUCAGUUCUCUAAGCUAGUGUUGGCUGUAGUUUCAGGUACUUAGCAGUGUAGAGAUGUGCUUACAAAUAUACUUACUUUUGAAUGGUCAUGGCUAUGUGUUUAAAUAUUUAAAACUUAACCUUGUUUUUACUUGUGCACUGUGAAUGAAUUAUUUUUUAAAACCUUCGUGCUCCAUGUAGUUGUUAUUGCAAUUUUAUUUUGCCGGUGCUUAAUUAAGGUCAUUUGUAUAGAUUAGUAAUUAAAGAUCUUUAAAUCAUGUUAUAAUUUGAUAUUGGAGAGCAUCUUUUAACUUUUCUCUGUAUUAACGAGGAGAUGAGAGAGAGAAGAGAGAGACCUGUGCACCUAGACUCAUAAUUUGACCUCAUAGUGUAACCAAAUUCAUGGUCUCAUAAGCCUCUUAAUGUGGCUCUUUUCUGAAUACUCAUAUUUCACAUGCUUCACAUUUCACCAUUGUAAUCCAUGGUCAAACAAUGCCUUUUUUCAUGUCUUGAUAUUUGUCAAAACAUUUUGGUAUUUUCUCUGAUAAAAUAUAUUAAAAAUGUCUUUUAAUUGGA